AUGCUCUCAGGGAAGACGAUAAAGUUCAUCGUGUAUGAGGGGCUGCAGUUCGCCGCUCUCGUCGUGCCCAUCUUUGUGAUCAUGGAGCGAUUCGCCAGGCUCAUGCGGGACAUGGAAGGGCACAGCGUGACUGCGUACUGGCUUGUAGUGGCCGUCUCGAUCGCCUACGUGACCUCUGUGACCCUGCUGGUGUGGGUUCCUCUCAAAUACGUGAUCCUGAAGCAGCGGAGGUUCAUCACAGAGAUCUCUCAGUGGAGACCAACAGCGUUGGUGUAUCUAAUCCUGUGUACUUUCCCAUGUUUUGCCAUUCUGAUAGCCAGCUCCAAGGUCCAGGUGGACAAGGGAAUCAAGCGCCAUCAUUUUUCUGAGCUGCCCGUUUCCUUGGUGCUUUUCUCGCUCAUCUGUGUGGAUAUCAUAGAAAGGAUACGACCUCGCAGGCUCAUGGGCAAAUCUGACAGCCUGGAUUCUGACCUUGACAUGCCGAGCCCCGUCCUCACCCACCUGCAGCAGGUGACCACUGUUUCAAGCCAGCUGCACGCUGAACAAGUUCCAAACAGUUCGACUCCAAACCAGCCGGAAGCCAGAAAUGGCAGCACCACUAGCAGACGUCAGGAUCCCUCUGACUCUCCCAGUCGUUCAACUCUCAACGCUCGGCCACCCGGUGCCACCUACUUGUACUCGUCAUCCUCACGUCCUUUGACCCACUCGGGUCCCCUUCGCUUCCUGUGGAAGAAGGAUGUGAGGUCGGAGGUGUUUGUGGAGGGGUUCAUGUUCUGGUUGGACACUGUAGAGAUGGUGCGAGUUGCAGGAGACCCAUCAGUGUUCUACUCAGCCUGGGUGUUCCCAGUUUACAUCGUGGCCUUCCUGUCCUCUCUCCGGGUGAUUAUAACUCCCCACAGCUCCUUGUUGAGUUUAGCCGGCGUUGCUCUGCAGGAUCUCCCUUUCUUUGUCAUAAGAGUUGCUUUGAUUGGUGUGUUUGGUUUUGUAACACCGUUGUUGUAUCCACUGAAAAACAUCCUGGUGAGCCUGACUUAUAUUUACUUUACAUGGUUGACCAAACUGAGUGUUUUUAAGAGGCAGAGCAUGUUCUGA
Nematolebias whitei (Rio pearlfish) is the source of this 1092-nucleotide messenger RNA. It is a transcript of the gene tmem236, whose product is annotated as transmembrane protein 236. The record is from RefSeq and is a predicted model, not a curated record. The transcript has 4 exons. Bases 1 to 1092 code for a protein of 363 amino acids. NCBI's taxonomy places the organism in Eukaryota, Metazoa, Chordata, Actinopteri, Cyprinodontiformes, Rivulidae.